Molecule: messenger RNA, 3240 nt
Organism: Rhea pennata
Lineage: Eukaryota; Metazoa; Chordata; Aves; Rheiformes; Rheidae
Gene: ANO3
Product: anoctamin 3
Exons: 26
Coding region: 99-2825 (908 amino acids)
Biological process (GO): chloride transmembrane transport
Cellular component (GO): plasma membrane
Molecular function (GO): protein dimerization activity; chloride channel activity
Source: RefSeq, a predicted model, not a curated record
UGCAGCCAAACCGUGUGCAGCUGCAACCUCGGCCUCAGCCUCUAAGCGCGGGGACAUCUACAGCUACAGUGGAUGUAGUGUCGGGGCGAGCUAAAGUGAUGGAGACUUUGGAAAACAACUUGCUCAAACUGUCUAAUACGGAAUACAGCGAUCCAUUUUUAGAUACAGGAAAGGACAAAUACACAUACACAGAUGAUUCAGAACAUGGGAAUUAUGAUACUCGGACAGAUCAAUCACUGCUUAUUCAAAACAAGCUUAUCAGACAGAAAACGGAACCUCGAACUAAAUCAUCUUUAAAGACUGAAAUGAAUGCCAUGGCAUCAUCAGGCCUCUUCUUCAAAGAUGGCAAGAAACGCAUUGAUUACAUCUUGGUCUACAAAAAGUCAAGUCUACAGGUAGAGAAAAGAAGCACAUUUGAGAAGAAUUUGAGAGCAGAAGGCUUAAUGUUAGAACGAGAGCCAGCUGUUACAAGCAGUGAUAUAAUGUUUGUUAAAAUUCACUGUCCAUGGGAGACAUUGUGCAAGUAUGCAGAAAGAAUGAACAUCAGGAUGCCUUUCAGGAAAAAAUGUUAUUACACUGACUGGAGGAGCAAAACCAUGGGCAGUUUGCAGAGGAAUAUGAGAGAACUGAAAAGUUGGUUGCCCAGAAAUCCAAUGAAGCUGGAUAAGGAGGCCCUGCCUGAUCUUGAGGAAACAGAUUGCUACACAGCACCCUUUAGCCGUGCACGCAUUCACCAUUUUACAAUAAACAAUAAAGACAGCUUCUUCAGCAACUCCACAAGAAGCAGAAUAGUGCAUCACAUGCUACAGAGAACAAAGUAUGAAGAUGGAAAAUCCAAAAUGGGUAUUAAUAGGUUACUAAAUAAUGGAACAUAUGAAGCUGCAUUUCCACCACAUGAGGGAAGCCAUAAAAGCAGACAUCCCAUCAAAACACAUGGAGCUCAGAAUCACAGACACCUAUUAUAUGAACGUUGGGCACGGUGGGGAAUGUGGUACAAAUACCAGCCUCUGGAUUUAAUCAGGCGAUAUUUUGGUGAAAAAAUUGGACUGUAUUUUGCCUGGUUGGGAUGGUAUACUGGAAUGCUUAUUCCUGCUGCCCUUGUUGGGCUCUUUGUUUUCCUUUAUGGAUUAUUUACGAUGGAUUCCAGCCAAGUAAGCAAAGAGAUCUGCGAGGCAAAUGAAACCAUCAUGUGUCCUAUGUGUGAACGCAAUUGCACACUACAAAAACUCAAUGAAAGCUGCAUAUAUGCCAAGGUUACACAUUUGUUUGAUAAUGGAGGGACUGUCUUCUUUGCUAUAUUCAUGGCAAUUUGGGCUACAGUAUUUCUAGAGUUUUGGAAAAGACGGAGAGCUGUAUUAACCUAUGACUGGGACCUCAUAGACUGGGAAGAUGAAGAGGAAGAACUGCGCCCACAGUUUGAAGCUAAAUAUUCCCAAGUGGAGAGAGUAAAUCCAAUCACAGGAAAACCUGAACCUUUCCAGCCUUUCCCUGAUAAGCUCAGUCGACUGAUGGUGUCUGUCUCAGGAAUAUUCUUCAUGAUUUCAUUGGUACUCACUGCAGUAUUUGCAGUUGUGGUGUAUCGUCUGGUAGCUAUGGAACAAUUUGCAUCUUUCAAGUGGUAUUUCAUCAAAAAGUAUUGGCAGUUUGCAACAUCUGGCACUGGAGUCUGUAUCAAUUUUAUGAUCAUCAUGUCACUCAAUGUGGUAUAUGAAAAGGUUGCUUACCUCCUGACAGAUUUAGAGCACCCUCGAACAGAAUCUGAAUGGGAAAACAGCUUUGCCUUGAAAAUGUUCCUCUUCCAGUUUGUCAACUUGAACAGCUCUAUCUUUUAUAUUGCUUUUUUCCUUGGCAGAUUUGCAGGACGCCCAGGAAAGUACAACAAGCUAUUUAACAGAUGGAGACUGGAAGAGUGUCAUCCUAGUGGCUGCUUGAUAGAUCUGUGUUUGCAAAUGGGAGUUAUUAUGGUUUUAAAACAAAUGUGGAACAAUUUCAUGGAACUAGGCUAUCCGUUACUACAGAAUUGGUGGUCACGACGCAAAAUGAAGAGAGGAGGGCAAUUAAUGGAACAUAAAAUUUCUCUACCUCAGUGGGAAAAAGAUUGGAAUCUUCAGCCUAUGAAUCUCCAUGGCUUAAUGGAUGAAUACUUAGAGAUGGUUUUACAGUUUGGCUUUACCACCAUCUUUGUUGCUGCUUUCCCACUGGCACCUCUCCUGGCAUUGCUUAACAAUAUCAUAGAAAUAAGGUUAGAUGCCUACAAAUUUGUCACUCAGUGGCGGAGACCUAUGCCUGCAAGAGCAACAGAUAUAGGUAUCUGGUAUGGGAUUCUGGAAGGAAUUGGAGUUCUGGCUGUCAUCACCAAUGCCUUUGUUAUUGCCAUUACUUCAGAUUACAUUCCACGGUUUGUCUAUGCAUACAAAUAUGGCCCCUGCACAGAUCAAGGAUAUAGACAAGAAAAAUGCUUAAAAGGAUAUGUCAACAGCAGUUUAUCAGUAUUUGAUCUGAGUGAGCUUGGGAUGGGAUACUCAGGAUAUUGCCGAUACAGAGAUUACAGAGCCCCACCGUGGAGUUCAACUCCAUAUGAAUUCACUUUGCAGUUCUGGCAUGUCCUGGCAGCACGGCUGGCUUUCAUUAUCGUAUUUGAGCACCUUGUUUUUGGAAUAAAGUCUUUCAUUGCCUACCUGAUUCCCGACAUGCCCAAAGACUUGUGUGACAGAAUGAGGAGAGAGAAAUACUUAGUCCAGGAAAUGAUGUAUGAGGCUGAAUUGGAGCAUUUGCAGAGAGAGCGGAAGAAGAACGGGAAACAGUAUCACCAUGAAUGGCCUUAGUUGAUACCGUGCUGCAACAAAAACAUUGUUUGGAAAUUGAAGAGUGCAGUUACAAAAUGAGGUCAGCAUCUGGCACAAGUGCAUGGGAUUCACAGUGUAUAUAUGUUCUUGAUGGGCAGUACAGCCGCAGGCUUAGGUUGGGAACUGGAAAAUAGAUGCUUCUGAUGAAGAACAUGAAUAGCCUUAUCUGUCCGUCACUGGUGAUAGGCACCAAGAACAGGAUUUGCACUGAAGAAUGUGCAGACAGAUUAAAAAUUUGGACACUGAUUUAGAAAAGGCAAUGAAUGUUCAUGCUGUUCAUGAAGAUACUAACAGCAAAAUGAAAAUAAAAUAUUACCUGUAAACUUAAACAGUAAGGGCAUGACUAAAAACAACUCACGCAGUAUCCACUAUUUCUACAGCUUCUGAUUGCUCA